Messenger RNA from Marasmius oreades (fairy-ring Marasmius), 489 nucleotides. RefSeq lists its product as uncharacterized. Gene Ontology annotation, biological process: protein sumoylation. Gene Ontology annotation, cellular component: nucleus; septin ring. The record is from RefSeq and is a predicted model, not a curated record. The transcript has 5 exons. Lineage: Eukaryota; Fungi; Basidiomycota; Agaricomycetes; Agaricales; Marasmiaceae. The coding region runs from base 70 to 384 and encodes 104 amino acids. Gene Ontology annotation, molecular function: ubiquitin-like protein ligase binding; protein tag activity.
CACAUAUAUAAUCCUCCUUUGUUUUAGUGUUUCCUUCUACCUAAUCUUGGUCUUUUACAUCGAUAAAUCAUGUCUGAAGAAGAACAACUCGUACCCCCCGCUCAAGAGGAAAUCAAGGCGGAGGACGGAAAUGCACCAAUCAACGUCAAGGUCGUCAGUUCUGCAGGAGAGGAGGUCUUUUUCAAGAUUAAGCGGAGCACGAAGCUAAGCAAGCUCCAAGGAGCAUAUGCCAACAAGGUUGGAAGGGAUGUUGGCAGCAUUCGAUUUUUGUAUGAUGGGAGUCGCAUAACUGAAACGGAUACACCAUCGUCGUUGGAUAUGGAAGACAACGACACAAUCGAUGUCAUGGUUGAGCAGGUCGGAGGGUGCACAGCGUCGUCUUAACUCCUUCCCUUUCCCUAUCGCCCUUGUUCACACCGACAGCCACUUCUCUUGCAUUCUUGUACAAUCUCCUGUACUAACCAUAUCUCUAUCUUAUAUCACUCGCAC